ACGCGGAGACGUCACAUGGAGAGAUGCAACCAGCAGUAGCUGCUCCACCACUAAUCACACAACAUUAACAUAACUAGCUAGUGCAAGCUAACACAGCCUGCUACAUAACUCGCCUCUGAUUUAUCAUACAUCCGGAAUUGCAAAACUGCAAGAAACAAACGCAAGAUUCAUAGACGGUGCAAAACGGGAAGCAACAGUACGGUCACACACAUUUACCGUGGCCUCUUCUCGCAUCCAACUGGCAGGCUAUUUCGGCUAGCUAGCGAAGCCAACGAUAGCAAGCUCUGCCUUGGCUAGCGUCAGGCUAGCCAGCUAGCUAGCUAGCUACUAACGUCGCUAACGGUAGUUAGCUAGCUAGCGAGCUGUAGUAACUUGCGUCAUGGAUGAACUAGUCGUGGAAGUGAGGGGAACAAGUGGGGCCUUUUAUAAGGCCUUUGUGAAGGAUGUUCAUGAAGGAUCAGUCACUGUGGCAUUUGAAAACAACUGGCAGCCAGAGCGUCAAAUCCCAUUCCAGGACGUGCGUUUUCCUCCACCAACAGGGUUCUGCAAGGAGAUAAAUGAGAGUGAUGAGGUCGAGGUAUAUUCCAGGGCUAAUGACAAGGAGCCAUGUGGAUGGUGGCUGGCCAAGGUUCGCAUGGUCAAAGGAGAGUUUUACGUAAUAGAGUAUGCCGCAUGUGACGCUACAUUAAAUGAGAUAGUGACGCUGGAGCGGUUACGGCCGGUCAACCCAAAUAAACCAGCCACCAAAACCACCUUCAUCAAGAUCAGACUGGAUGUACCUGAGGAUCUACGGCAGAUGUGCUCCAAGGAAUCAGCGCACAAGGACUUUAAAAAGGCUGUGGGAGCGUUUAAUGUCACCUACGACUCAGAGAAAAAGCAGCUGGUCAUUUUGUCUGUGAAUGAGGUCACAACAAAGCGGGCCAAUAUGAUGAGUGACAUGCACUUCAGGAGCCUCCGCACCAAACUGUCUCUCAUGCUGAGGAACGAAGAGGCCAACAGACAACUGGAGAGUUCCAGACAGUUGGCGUCACGGUUUCAUGAACAGUUUGCAGUCCGGGAUGAUCUAAUGGGUCUGGCCAUCGGGACUCAUGGGGCCAACAUACAGCAAGCACGUAAAGUCCCUGGAGUGACUAACAUAGACCUGGACGAGGAGACGUGCACCUUUCACAUAUACGGAGAGGACCAGGAUGCUGUCCGUAUGGCGAGGAGUUUCCUGGAGUUCUCUGAAGAUGUUAUCAAAGUUCCCCGGAACUUAGUAGGGAAGGUGAUAGGCAAAAACGGCAAACUGAUCCAGGAAGUGGUUGAUAAGUCUGGGGUGGUUCGGGUUCGUAUUGAGCCUGAGAAUGACAAAAAGCCCUCAGCAGCAGCAGCAGCGGCUGCAGAUGAGGGGAUGGUGCCAUUUGUAUUUGUUGGGACCAAGGAAAGCAUCUCCAAUGCUACAGUACUGCUGGACUAUCACCUCAACUACCUUAAGGAGGUGGAUCAGCUUCGUCUGGAGCGUCUUCAGAUCGACGAGCAGCUGAGACAGAUAGGAGGGGGAGGUGGAGGAGGAGGGACGGGACCCCGAAACCUUAAAGACAAAACCUACGUGUUCGAUAACGGCAUGGGGCUGGGGAUGGGGAGAGGAGCAGGAGGAGGCGGAGGAGGGAAACCCUAUGGAGGAGGGGGAGGAAGAGGUGGACGAGGGCGAAGAGGAGGAGGUGCAGCUUUCGCCUCAGGCACCAACUCGGAGGCAUCCAAUGCUUCAGAGACGGAGUCAGACCACAGAGACGAGCUCAGUGAUUGGUCGUUGGCCCCCACCGAGGAGCUUAUGACAGGAGGAGGGACCCUGCCCAGACGGACAGAUGGGCGGAAGAGAGCGGGCGGAGGAGGGCCGCGGGGACGAGGAGGGAGAGGAAGAGGAGGGUAUAAAGGUGACGACAUGCAGUGGAGUGAGCCAAGACCUCGUCAUGUCAGAGAACCCAAGACAAGAGCGCAGGAAGACACUCUACAGAUCCGUGUGGACGGUAACAACGAGCGCAGCGUGCAGCACUCCUCAGGGGGGCGAGGAGGAGGAGGGCCUUCCUCAUCCCAGGGUGGCCUCAGUGCCAGCGGGGAGGGCCCGUCUCGCCAUCACCAUCAGAGACCCAUCAGAGACCGAGGGAUGAAGAAGGACAAACAGGACGCUCCUCCGCUGGUGAACGGAGUGUCGUAGAUACACCACUGGAGGACCUUCUCACUUAGACACACUCACAGGCAACUUGUCAUAAACCAUCGUAGUGUCUCUCUCGCUUUUUUCUUUCUCUGUCUUUGUCAAACACAUGAAUACACAUAUUUGAUCAGCAAGGAAGAGUUUACCGUAGUGAAGUCGUAGACCAGAGGCGAUCUGGUAUCUGCUGGUCUGCUCUGUGGAGCUCUUUGAGUGGACUGGUCUGGUUUGUUCUCGACUGUUCAGGUACCUCCUGCUCUUCUCUGGAGUGACAGAUAAGAAAACUGCUUUUUGGACAGAAGGUAAAGAAGAGGAGGGAUUUAACUAAAGCUCAUCUCUCACAGAGGCAUCAAGCCCAAACAUGCUCCCCUACCCAUCCAAGGCAAACAAUUGUUUGCUUGGUGUGUUUUUGUUUUGUUUUGUUUGGGUUUUUUUUGUUUGUUUGUUUUUUUGCAUCAACUUAAUUGGAAGGUUUCUGUUUUUUCCCACGGCCCUGUUUGGACUUUAAUACACCAGAAAAAAAGAAAUCAAGGGAAUAAUUGGUUGACAAGGAAACACAAAGUCACAGCCACUUCAGACAGCAGGAUGAAAUAUGUGUUCCUGCUACACUUAAAACAUAUUUUUACUGCGGAUGUUUAUUGUAAAGAUCUGGUAGUGCACAGUUUAGGGGCUCAGUGUUUCCCACAGUAUGAGAAUUUAUUUUUGGUGUUCUAAAGUUUCAAAAUUGGACACUUAGGAAUCACCUGCAACACAACAUUGCAUUUAUAAUAUACUGUAACCAUACUGAGUAGAAUCAUUUAGCAUCUUUCUGGUGCAUCUCCGGAGAGACCUUUUGAACUUAAUUGGUCAUUUCAAAAUACCAAAUCUUUCUCACUUUGUAUAUGGGAAACACGAGAGCUGUCAGGAUGGGUAAAAAAAUGUUUGUAGAGGGCACUUUUUUGUUGUAUUUUCUUUUUGUUUCUUUGGGAUAGUCAUUUGAACCCUGAUAACCAUGCUGACACUUGAGCAAGUCAAAGAGGAGUUCAAAGUGUCCAUGUUUUAGAAUGAAAUGCUCACAGGUAUGCAUGUGAAAAAAAUUGCCAAUGAGUACUUAUCUCAUGGUUCAAGUCAUCUGUGUUGUUCUUUUAGUCUCGUGGAGCAUUAGACUAAGUAUGAAUUCAACAGCAUAUGAGACAUACCAAUGGGGAAACAUAAAUCUGAGGCACUCUGAUGCAAAUAAACUGUUAAAAAAGAUACUAACUCCCAGCAGUCUUCAACAGGGUACAAAAUGGCACGUACUGCUGUAACUUUUAAAAUUUACUGACCAGGAUUAUUCAUGAGUUGGCCAACAGCGACUGGGCGUCGACAUUAAAAGCAAGAUGGGUGCAUGAGCCUUACUGAAGCGUUCUGUCCAUUCAGUCCACCCAACUUUGUUCAACCAUCUCUGCGAACAGUGACCGGCUUUAAUUUAUAAAUCCAUUGCAAUGACACUAUACAAAAGAUGGACAACGUGUCUCCACUUCCAUCUACAAUACAAAAAUGAAGCCAAAACAGCACGGAUAUGGCCCCUGCCAUCUUGCGCUGGUGAUGGCAUUUGGAGCCAGAUUCUGUGCGGUAGAGAUCUCCGCAGUAUUGAGUUCCCGCUGUCCAACCCAGUCGUGAAUAGCACCAUUGAAUGUGAGCACACCAGUUUCCACAUUCAGCUAUUAAACAUGACAUCACAACCUUUUUUUUUAUAGUAUAGAAUAACUAAUUAAAACCAGACUUAUCAGAAAAACAACCUCUUGAACAAACAGCCAAAAAUGACAGAAACCAACUUUGGGAAAAGUUAAUUUGAUGUGCAUUUUGAUAUUUUAGUUUGGUCCAUGUCCCAUCUGCUUACAUGGAGGGGGUGGGGUAUAUGACUUGUACUGCAGCCAUCCACCAGGGGGCAAGGGGAUGUUUUAGGUUUACUUUGUGGAGCUGUCAUGAUGUCCAUCUUCAUCAUUUAGUCUAGGAUCCACUGAUUGUCCAUAUAGUGCACAGUAACACAAGAAAGCUCUCAGUGAGACUGGGAGCCAGUUAUUACAAAUACUGUUAAUAAGUUCAGAACAUAUAAAUGGCAGAAGAUUUGUGCUGCUCUAAGGGCGCUAGAGGGGGAAAAAAAAUAGGCGGAGGAGUCCUGGGGUCAUACGUCCUCUAUGUGGAUUGGCCUUGAUACUUAAGGACUUGCACAAAAAAACUAGACCCACACUACCUACUGUAAAUCUCAUCACUGAUAUUCCAAAUUCAGCACAUAAUAGCCAGGAACAGGUGAAACCUGUUUCUUCACAUUGGUAUCCAGUCAUUAUAAAAGAAACAGUGAGUGAAGCCUUUCCUGCAGUCAUGAAUAAAAGCUUCAUGGUACAGUUAAUCCAGCUGUCCUGAUACAUUCAUGACAACAUCUCUGCAGUUGUUCUCAGCAGAACUGGACUCCUUUUUUAAAUGAUCCUCCCAGUACUUGUUUAUCUCGUUGGUGAAGACCUGUAUCCUGUAUCAAACUGAUGAAAGCUUUUUCAACCUCAGCAGUGAGAUAUUUCAUAGAGAGGGCGUAGGCUGGGAGCUAAAAUUACUUUGGCCAGUUCCGCUUACAUUCAACAAAGCACUCUUGGAUGGAGGCCACUGAAAUUAGUCCAAUUAAUUUUAGCUUUCAGACAAACCUGAUCAGGUAGCAGGAUUUGAGGCGGCAGCUUUGUGACUGUUGAACUCCUGUCACCUGAUCACAUGAACUUUUCUUUAAUUUAUGAAACCUUUGUGUUUAUCCCUUUUUGUUAUGCAGUUAGUAAACCUGUUUGAAGUAUUAUUGUAGAGGAAACAUUCAUUGAGUUAUACCUUGAAAAAUAAAAAUUUGCUGUAAGUUUUAUUCUUCCUGGUUUUCCAACUUAUUCUGGGCCCAACCCUCUUACUUAAACUUUUUAUAUUAAUCUCAUUUAAUUUUGUUAUUUCCUCUUGGCUGUAUUUUGUUAAUGGUAGGGAGGAGGAAGGAGUCUGGCUUCUGACCUUAAAUAUAUUUUUUAUUACAACAAUUUGUAAUCUUUAUUAAACCACAAUAUCAGGCCCUGUUCCGCUGCCAUGCAGGGUGCAAUGCAUUUUUUACAUGCAUGAUUUGAACUGUGCAUUUCUCUGCUUUUUGCUGUUAAAUAGCAGGACUUUGCAUGUCACAUGACUAAAUUAAAGUAAUCGUGAAGUUAAAAGUUGAAGUUUUGAAUAUAAAAUCAGGUUAAAGAUGCAAGAUUUUGAUCCACAAGUCCAGUCUGCCACUCCUCGAGAUCAUAAUGAGGCUUUUAUUUUAUCUUAGUGCCUUGGGUAUAUGCUUCUCCAUGUCUGAAUUUGGUCCAUUCUGAAAAGCACCUGAUAGCUCUGAAAAGAUCAAAGCUUUUUAUACUAUAUGUCUAAACCCACUGUAACACCCCUUUCAUUUUUUUUUGAGGACAUAGGUGUUUCUUGCAUGGGUGAUUCCUUGACCUUUAUAUGCAUUUUUAGAAACUAUUUGGGGAGGCACAGUGGUGUAAGAUGAGCUCUACAGUUUCUGGCCAUUCAUUUUGUCCCAUAACACUUCCACUCGUCUAUCGUUGCUCCAAACUUGUCAGCCUCUGUGACACACCGAUGCAGACUUAAACAAAAAGAGACAGCCGUGUCAUCAAAUAACUGAAAGUGACUUUGUUUAAACAGCGCAGGUGUUCAGACAUCAAACAGACAUCAGGCAAAACAAUGUGUUAACUUCAAGCUCUUAUCUCAAGGUGUUCCAACCUGCUGUUGGAUCAUCAUCAUCAUCAUCAUCAUUACCACCACCAUCGAAAUAUAUAGGGAACACUUUAUGUGGGACGAAGGCCUUUGAUGAUCGUGUACAUUCUCAGCUGUCCUGAAUUGUACCCUCAAUUCAAACUGACUGCAGUAACCUAGAUGGGCUAGUGUAGAAAGUACUUGUGGAUUUAUGAUUGAACGCAGAUUGAUAAUAGCGUUAGUUUGAAUUAAAACAAAAAAAAACUGUUGAAAUGUGAGAAAGUCACUGUAAAACAAAAAAGCUAAGCAAAAAAAAAGUUUCUCGAAGUUUCUCUGUGCAUACGUCGGCCUAUCUUUUUAAGGACAAUGCGGCAUUAAAUCACAAUAUUGUAUCUCCUCACUGUAACAAGUCAAGUAACCAGCAGAAUAUUUGGACUAGUCAAUUAGCUGUGCUCUUCAGCUUCAGUGUUUCUACGUGCAAAUGUUGAGGAAUCAAAUAUUCACCAGGUUAAAUCUACUCAUUUAAUCAGUGUUAGCCUACAAGUUGUUUAGGAAUAACCUUGUCAAGUUAGCCUUUAAAUCUAGCUUCUCUCUUUGUGGUGCUCUUACAGGUUCGUUUUGACAUUUUUGGAAAUCGGCUGUUUUGCUCUCUGGUGAAAAGUUAGAAAAGAAGAUUGACACCACAUUCCUUACAGAUAGACACGAGAUUGGAAAGCAAAAUGGCAUGUUUCCCAAAAUGUUGAACUAUUCCUUUCUAAAAUAGCAUUCGUUCAGAGCAUCGUCAGUGAGCAUAACAUUACUUUACAGUAGGUUGGAUCAACUUUUAACCAGACACACAAAAAACCCACUGGACUUCAAAAUAUCCACUGUGCUCCAUUUUCAACAGAUGCUUAAAAUCUUGCGGUAAAAAAACGAGAUUUAUACAUAAAGUAGGCUGACCUAUCAGCUAGAAAGCUGCGAAUGCUCAGAGAAACCUCACCAUAUUUUGUGUGACAUGUGCCUUUAAUUGUGGCUAGUAUCACAACCUAGACAUGUAAAUCAGGGAUGAUGAGACGUUGAUAAUGGACCAGAUGUGUAAAGGUGGCUACUUCCUGCCGUGACAUCGUUGAGUCACUGCGGGUCAUCGCUGGCAAAGCCGAGCAUUUCUGAGCUUCCUUUAAACUCAAGAUGUGGGUGUUAUUUGCGCCGGUGGUUUAGGCACACCAGGAAACUGCCUGCUUUAACCACCUGAUCCUUUUUAAACGCUGGCGGUGUUGUAUCCUUGUACAGAUGACAAACAUAAGCCCGUAGCUUAUGACCUGGUUCAACUGAUCUGGGAAAUGGAUUCAGUUACUUUUGUACCCCAGUGCAGUUCAUGACCUUGAGUGGCUACUUUGGCGCAUUUGGUUCUGUUCCAAAGGCAAAGACUGCCAUUUCUCCCUUUUUGAAAAUGUUACCUCAAGAUGCAAAAUAAUGUGACCCAGUGUAACUUUACUCCUUCGCUCUCUUUCCUUCUCGGAAAGUAACUGUUAUGAAGUAACUGAAAAGAUUUCAGAGGUUGAGCCAGGUCUUAUCUUUUACCAGAGAUCAGUGUACCUUUCUAGUCUUGCGAUGCAUGUUCAUCUUUAUUAUGGACUUUGGAGACUUUCAGUAGGUUCGGACACAUGUUCCAAAAAGACACACUUAAGUUUAGUUUUUUUGUUUUGUUUUAAAUCAGUGUUACUUUGUCUCAGUUCUCCUUGACUAGAGUUCAGCUUGAGUAGCCAGUGAUGAGUUCUGACAACCAUCAACUUAGAGUCAGUGAAAAUGUCACAAGAAACGGUUAUGUAACACGAGUAAUGAAUCAUGAAACAGGCUCUUUUUCUUGUUUUGUUUUGGGGUUUUUUGUUUGUUUUUUUGAUUAGAAGUCCAUCUUUCUUUUUCAGAAGUAUUAUUGGUGUCUCCAUUUCUCUCUCACUAAUCUGUUAGGACCUUUGCUUUCACUUGCCGUUCACACUGCAGCCAUGCUGCAUUUUUAUCCCGAUAAGCAUUCUCUGCAGUGCAUCGACACAUGGCUCAAGUGAAAGUAACCUCUAUAUUGUCAGUUGAGCAUCAGCAGUAUGGAGUUGCUUUGUAUUGUUUAAAAAAAUAGAAAAAAAAGUGAUGGAAAAAAGAAGGGAGGGUGGCAAACUGUAUAUAAUGAUGUCAUUAUUUGUCUGAGAAAAGAUUUGUACUAUUGUUUCAAAUGUGCACUUAUCCUGAUAUUUUCUCUUUUUUUUGCUGUUUAAUAUCAGUCAAAUGCUAGAGCUCUUGAUAAUAAACUUAAUGAUGUGUGAAAAAAAAUAGUAUCCUCUAUAGCAGGGUUGAGUCACACACAGCUGUCACUAAUAAUGAAAUGUCCAUAGUGCUGCAGAACUUGAAAAAUAGCGUUACAUUACUGAAAGAGAUGGAGUUUGAUUUUUUUAUUUGACAGGGAAAAUCCACCCUAAAGCUGAAUUCAGGAAUGAAAACCCACACAGGAAUUUUGACUGAAGUUAAACUGACCUUGAGAUGUUUGGUUAUGUGAUAGGACCAUAUCAUAUGACCAAACGUCUUUUCUCAGGUCCAUGUAGGUACAAAGAGAACGGGAUACAGUGCUGGAAGCGUUCAUUCCAAUAAAUGUUGCUCAAAAAGUUUGAUUUUCUUUAUGUAAAGUAACCCGGAUCUUCCGCAUUGUUGGGCCCACGGAGCAAGCGCACUGGAGACUUUAGCCAGCCAAGCGGCUAACUUCCAGUUUAGCCCUUCACUAAGCUAAAUGGGGAUAAACUUAUCUAAUCUUGUGACUCCUAUAGACUUUCAAAAUGUUAUCGGGCUGAAGGGAUCAAAUAGAUUUACAGAUGUCACAUAGUAAGUCUAUGGGAGAAAGUCUCUUUGGGUCCAAUUGCGUCAUGUGACAGACCUGGAAGUUGUCAUUCCACAGUUUUGGCCGCUCAGGUCAGAUUGGCUCGGAAUCCCUGCACUGUUCCUGCAGGCUUGCUAACUUGAAGUUGAGGAGGACCAUGAGAUGGGACUUUGAGUUAAUAUGUUUUUUAAAAAUUUGGUCAGAGUGUCAUUUAAAGCUUAAACCCAGAAAUGAUAUUAAUCUCAUGUCUGUACGCUAACAGUUGGAGGCAAUUUGCUUAUCUUAGCAUAACAACUGAAAGCUCGGGGAAACACUAGCCUGGCUGUCUUUGAAUCUCUAGAAUACAGCCACCGACACUAAUGGAAACAUCAUUUAUCAUUUGUUCACUUCAAACACAAACAGAAACCAAAAAAGUUUUAGUAGUUUCAGUUCUCAUGAAACCACAACUUGUAUUUUUACAGUUCUGUUUGUGUACAGAUUCAACAAGUGAGACACAACUUGUUAAUUAGUGACCUUUGCAGAUGUAAGAAGGUACAUUCUUGAGCUAAGUAUAUCCUCAUUCCACAUUAUGCACACACACUUAAGUGGUACUGAUUUUGUGAUCUCACUCUGUAUUUUCCAAAGCAUAACAAUUCUUUCAACAUCAGAAAGAAAGCAACAUGUUUGUCUAACAUGUAUCGCACUGCAGCUUUGUGGAAAGUUAACCUCUUAAGUGAUGUAACCUUUGUGAAUAAUGUUUUAAGGUGGACUUUCCCUUAAACUUUGACGGGAUAGAAGAGUCUUGUACAUGUAGUCAUUUCCUGGACUUGUCAUCUCUCAUGUACAGAGACCCAGCUUGUUUUUUUCAGUCACCACAGUGCUGGGUAAUGACAGGUGUUUCAUUUAGAUCAUUUUAUUAUUCUUUUUGACUUACAGAUGUAAAAAUUUUCAUAAGGUUAAGCCAGCAAGGUGCUGGUGAUGAGACUUAUCUCCCAAAAGCCAGUUCCUCUUGAACUGACAAAAAGAACCACAUGCAAGUUUGAUGCAUUUGGAAGGUGUUACAGACCUUGGGGCUGCAAAGGUCUGACCUUCACAUCAGCUCUCUGUUGUGUCACACCAGAGACAAUGAAUUUCUUUGCAUCUGUGGCUGCUUCAACCUGCUUGUUGGUGUAUUUUACUGUGCCUCCAAACACCAGGUUUAGAGUGUAUGCUAGACUUUUUUAACUGCUGGAAGUGAAUCAUCAAAAGCAGUUUAAUGGCUUUUUCAUGCUUUGGUUUGAUUUUUAGCGGGAUUACUAACAAACUGUAAUGCUAGGCCAAGGCUUGUACUAUAGUGGAAAAUGUAAAUUUAAAAAAAGAUGAGGGAGGACUGUUGCAUGCUGACCAGUUGGGUCAUUGAAGAAUUGGUGCUAAUGAAGCAUUUCUACAAUGGGGAUUUUAAUUAAGAGUCUCCUAUAACUGACUGGCUAUUACAUCAUUAUCCAAUCCUGCUAUUUCCGGUGGCCUGCCAUGGAAACCACUAAUUUAAGAUGAGAUCGGUCGAGAUCAUGGCAGAAAAAUAACUGUAGCGUCUUGAUCUGGUAUCCAGCCUUUUUAAAACAUUGCAAAUAUGGUCAUACGGAAAGCUGCAGGGGAAAACAAACUAUUUGGGAUCCCAAACCAAAGUUUAGGACAAGGAGCAGCAUGCACACAUUUAAUUCCCAGGAUCAAGCUGUGUACAUUUUGAUUCUGCCUGGCAAUGUAAGAUGUCAUAUGGGAUACCCAAUGGCACUAUGAAGAACACUGCUGAGGACAUCCAUGUUUUGCAGAUGCACUGUUCUUAAGAUGCUACUUAGUUGCACUGUCUUAUGUUUGUUUAGGCGUGACACUGUCCUCAAUGCAAUCCUCUGUCUCCAGUACAUUAGAACAGUAAAGGUAGUUUGGUACUCCAUAAAGUAGAAUGGCUCUACCAAAACUGUAUAAUACUUAAAGAUGGAUUUUGAAAGAGUAAUGCUUCUUUAAAAUAGUGAAGCACUGUUAACUCACAUGAAACUUUUGAUAUUAUAAUUGACUGGUACUUUACUUUCUGUUCGAGGUAAUAUGAUUUGGCAGCUGUUUACAUAAUGAGAGGUUUCAUGUCAAUUGACAGUGUUACCGAUAGUUGUAGGAUCGUUCACCGUUUCUCUCAUGAAAUGUUUGUUUUUGAGGGUGUUUUCCAGCAAAAUGCGGGGUAGUGGCUUUCCUUGAUAUUCAACUGUCGUGAUGUUGUGCUGUUCUAAUGUUCUGGUGUAUAGAGUGUACAUUUUACCCAUGAUCCAGUGGGUUGCAGAAGGGGAAUGCUAGUGAUUUAAUCUGCAUUUUGCGUGAAAGACUUUCAUUCCUCAUCUGCCCCAAGGGAUGCUCUAAUUCAAACCAGGCAUUAGACUGAAUUAAUCUAAACUUCAACACUGUGUUGUGUUGCCUUGCUAAUGCGGUCAGGUGACCGAACUAUUGACACAACUUUGUCAACAGACCUUAAUUUUGAUUUGAUAUGCCAGAAGAUACUGUAUAUGUCAAACAUACAGUGAUAAUGCAGAAAGCACAAGAAUUUGAAUUGGGGAGUCCCAUUUCAGUUCGGAAAACUUUCAAUGUUUUCAACUGUAAAAGAGUCCCAUGUGACCAUUUUGCAUCCCUACUUAACUAAGCCUUGUGUCCAGCUGGGGUUGCAACAUGGUUCAUGUGGAACCACAUGAGAUGAGACAACCCAAAAAUGUCCUUGUCAUUGCUUGCCAUACUCCAUAUUAGCAGAAUGUAUAUAACAUUAACGAAUACUAACUAGACACGUUGUGGGCUGUUUAACAGCAUAGUGCCAGAAAGUGAAGACACGCAGAGAAUCUGUAGAUACUUAAACCAGGGUAGUCAAAAAAGCUGUAAACCUCGUGUGCACUUUUGGGCAUUUUUUUUGUUUCCUUUUGUACAUACUACUAGCAUUUAAGAUGUUUGGGUUGACAUGUCUGGUUAUAGUGCAAUAUAUUUUGUAUGCAAGCAGUUUCAAUAAAUAAAGGUCGAUCUUCCUCCGUUA
Molecule: messenger RNA, 11766 nt
Organism: Epinephelus fuscoguttatus (brown-marbled grouper)
Lineage: Eukaryota; Metazoa; Chordata; Actinopteri; Perciformes; Serranidae
Gene: fmr1
Product: fragile X messenger ribonucleoprotein 1
Exons: 15
Coding region: 380-2194 (604 amino acids)
Biological process (GO): regulation of filopodium assembly; anterograde axonal transport; regulation of dendrite morphogenesis
Cellular component (GO): presynapse; dendritic spine neck; dendritic spine
Molecular function (GO): mRNA 3'-UTR binding; translation regulator activity; protein homodimerization activity
Source: RefSeq, a predicted model, not a curated record